Molecule: messenger RNA, 1721 nt
Organism: Tachyglossus aculeatus (Australian echidna)
Lineage: Eukaryota; Metazoa; Chordata; Mammalia; Monotremata; Tachyglossidae
Gene: RUVBL1
Product: RuvB like AAA ATPase 1
Exons: 11
Coding region: 94-1464 (456 amino acids)
Biological process (GO): chromatin remodeling; box C/D snoRNP assembly; regulation of transcription by RNA polymerase II
Cellular component (GO): NuA4 histone acetyltransferase complex; R2TP complex; Swr1 complex
Molecular function (GO): ATP hydrolysis activity; ATP binding; DNA helicase activity
Source: RefSeq, a predicted model, not a curated record
UCGCGUUGCGGCGCGUCGCUUGGCGUCUGUUCCCUCAGCCGAGCGGAGAGGCCUCCGGGCGGGUCGGCCGGCCGGGCCCCGCUCUCGCCCAGGAUGAAGAUCGAGGAGGUGAAGAGCACCACGAAGACCCAGCGCAUCGCCUCGCACAGCCACGUGAAGGGGCUGGGCCUGGAUGAGGGCGGCCUGGCCAAACAGGCAGCCUCCGGGCUGGUGGGACAGGAGAACGCCCGAGAGGCAUGUGGUGUGAUAGUAGAAUUGAUCAGAAGUAAGAAAAUGGCUGGAAGGGCUGUCUUGCUGGCAGGACCCCCUGGGACUGGCAAGACAGCUCUAGCUCUGGCUAUUGCUCAGGAGUUGGGUACUAAGGUCCCCUUUUGCCCCAUGGUGGGCAGUGAAGUCUAUUCAACUGAGAUCAAGAAAACAGAAGUCCUGAUGGAAAACUUCAGACGAGCAAUUGGUCUGAGGAUAAAGGAAACAAAGGAAGUCUAUGAAGGUGAAGUCACAGAGUUGACUCCGUGUGAGACUGAAAAUCCCAUGGGUGGAUAUGGCAAAACCAUCAGCCAUGUAAUUAUAGGACUCAAAACAGCUAAAGGAACCAAACAAUUGAAACUGGAUCCUAGCAUCUUUGAAAGUUUGCAGAAGGAGCGAGUAGAGGCAGGAGAUGUGAUUUACAUAGAAGCGAACAGUGGCGCCGUCAAGAGGCAAGGCAGGUGUGAUACCUAUGCCACGGAAUUCGAUCUUGAGGCCGAAGAGUAUGUCCCCCUGCCGAAGGGCGACGUUCACAAGAAAAAAGAGAUCAUUCAGGAUGUGACCCUGCACGACUUGGACGUUGCCAACGCCAGGCCCCAGGGUGGACAGGACAUACUUUCCAUGAUGGGCCAGCUAAUGAAGCCAAAGAAGACAGAAAUCACAGACAAACUCCGAGGCGAGAUUAACAAGGUGGUGAACAAAUACAUUGACCAGGGCGUAGCCGAGCUGGUCCCUGGCGUGCUGUUUGUGGAUGAAGUCCAUAUGCUGGAUAUCGAAUGCUUCACCUACCUGCACCGGGCCCUGGAGUCUUCCAUCGCGCCCAUUGUCAUCUUCGCCUCCAACCGUGGCAACUGUGUCAUCAGAGGCACGGAGGACGUGAUCUCUCCUCACGGGAUCCCUCUGGACCUCCUGGAUAGAGUAAUGAUCAUCCGCACCAUGCUGUACACACCGCAAGAAAUGAAACAGAUCAUAAAAAUCAGAGCCCAGACUGAGAGCAUUAACAUCAGUGAAGAGGCUUUGAACCACCUUGGGGAGAUUGGCACCAAGACCACUUUGAGGUACUCUGUGCAACUACUGACCCCAGCCAGCCUUCUCGCCAGGAUCAAUGGAAAAGAUGGCAUUGAGAAGGAGCAUGUUGAGGAAAUUAACGAACUCUUCUAUGAUGCUAAAUCUUCCGCCAAAAUCCUGGCUGAUCAACAGGACAAGUACAUGAAGUAAAGUGCCUGCAGCAUUUAACUUGGUAAUAGUUUACUGGUGUCAGGAAAGUAGCCUCUCAUUGAAACAGCUAGUGUAUAGUUAGUGUUUUGGAGUGGGAGGAAAAUGAAAAUCUUGUUCUGAUGUAUGUGCCUCAAGUCAGGAACCCAUGUUACGGUAUUCAUUUAGCUAUUAGAACUUUUAACAUCUUCAUCCAUUGUUGCUUUGGAUGGAACCUUACCUGGAGUGUUUUAUAAUAAAUAUGUUGAGGUUAGACUUGU